Messenger RNA from Rosa rugosa (rugosa rose), 814 nucleotides. Its product is annotated as glutathione S-transferase U9-like. Bases 29 to 727 code for a protein of 232 amino acids. The transcript has 2 exons. Gene Ontology annotation, cellular component: cytoplasm. The record is from RefSeq and is a predicted model, not a curated record. Gene Ontology annotation, molecular function: glutathione transferase activity. NCBI's taxonomy places the organism in Eukaryota, Viridiplantae, Streptophyta, Magnoliopsida, Rosales, Rosaceae. Gene Ontology annotation, biological process: glutathione metabolic process.
AAGAAGAAAAGUACUGAGUCAGAGAGAAAUGGCAGAGCAAGACAAGGUGAUCCUACACGGAAUGUGGGCUAGUCCCUUAACAAAGAGGGUGGAAUUUGCCCUCAAAGUGAAGGGUAUACCCUAUGAAUAUGUGGAAGAAGAUUUGAGUAACAAAAGUCCAUUGCUCCUCAAGUUCAACCCUGUUCAUAAGAAGGUUCCUGUGCUUGUCCACAAUGGGAAAGCCAUUGCUGAGUCUCUUGUGAUCAUUGAAUAUAUUGAUGAAACCUGGAAAACUGGCCCUCAACUUUUACCAGAAGAUCCAUACAAACGAUCCCAAAUUCGUUUCUGGGCUAGCUAUAUGCAGCAGGUGUUUGAGGCCAUGUUAUUAGUGGUCAAAACCGUUGGAGAAGCACAACAGAAAGCCAUCAAAGAAGUGUCUGAGAAGGUAAAAUUACUUGAAACCGGACUCAAGGGUUUAUUCCCGGAUGGCAUUCCUUCAGUAGAUGAGUACAGCAAAAAUGUGACACUGCUAGAUUUGGUCAUUUUCGCACACUUCGGGGGAUAUGAAGCUCAGGAAGAAGUCCUUGGCCUAAAGUUUGUCGACUCCGAGAAGACUCCGCUGGUAGUUUCCUGCAUAACAGCUCUGAUUGAGAUCCCUGCGUUGAAAGAGUCGCGGAUUCCUCAUGAAAAGAUGGUGGCCUUCCUCAAGUUUCUUAGGGAAAAUGCCCUCAAGUCUGCUACAGCUUGACCAAUUUUGAGUCAAUGACCAUGUACUUUUGUGAUGAGUUUACUUCUUCUCAUUGUCAACUUUGUUUUUCUGUUUUAGUGUUUGACA